Molecule: messenger RNA, 1417 nt
Organism: Mus pahari (shrew mouse)
Lineage: Eukaryota; Metazoa; Chordata; Mammalia; Rodentia; Muridae
Gene: Btg3
Product: BTG anti-proliferation factor 3
Exons: 5
Coding region: 229-987 (252 amino acids)
Biological process (GO): negative regulation of mitotic cell cycle; negative regulation of cell population proliferation
Cellular component (GO): cytoplasm; nucleus
Source: RefSeq, a predicted model, not a curated record
GGCCUCGAGCCCCCCCGUGCGCCGCGUCGGGACUGCGCUCGCCCUCUCGGCCGCGCGCUCCGCCGCCCGCCAGUCUGGUCGGCGCGCGCUCGGCGGCGGCGGUCCGACGACGCAGGAGCUGCGCUCGCCGGACGAGCCUCGCGGCGCUCGCGCUCGACUCCCCGGCCACGGGACGCGGUCGCAGCCGGCGAGGGUGCAGCCCCCAGAGCGGCGGCGGCGGCGGGAAAAAUGAAGAACGAAAUUGCGGCAGUUGUCUUCUUUUUCACAAGACUGGUUCGAAAGCAUGACAAGUUGAAAAAAGAAGCAGUUGAAAGGUUUGCUGAGAAAUUAACUCAAAUACUUCAAGAGAAAUAUAAAAAUCACUGGUAUCCAGAAAAACCAUCAAAAGGACAGGCCUACAGAUGCAUUCGUGUCAAUAAGUUUCAGAGAGUUGAUCCCGAUGUCCUGAAAGCCUGUGAGAACAGCUGCGUCUUGUACAGCGACCUGGGCUUGCCUAAGGAACUUACGCUCUGGGUGGAUCCGUGUGAGGUGUGCUGCCGGUAUGGAGAGAAAAACAAUGCAUUCAUUGUUGCCAGCUUUGAAAAUGAGGAUGAGAACAAGGAUGAGAUCUCCAAGAAAGUUAGCAGGGCUCUUGAUAAGGUGACCUCUGAUUAUCACUCAGGGUCCUCUUCCUCAGAUGAAGACACAAGCAAGGAAGUGGAAGUGAAACCCACCUCAGUGGCUGCAACACCAAGCCCGGUGUACCAGAUUUCAGAACUGAUAUUCCCACCUCUUCCAAUGUGGCACCCUUUGCCCAGAAAAAAGCCAGGAAUGUACCGAGGGAGUGGCCAUCAAACUCACUACCCUCCUCCUGUUCCAUUUGCUUAUCCAAAUCCAGGAAGGAAGAAUAAACCAUUCCGCCCAAUUCCAGUGACAUGGGUACCUCCUCCAGGAAUGCAUUGUGACCGAAAUCACUGGAUUAAUCCUCACAUGUUAGCACCUCACUAGCUCAUUGAUUGUGUUGAUGUCAUGUUGCUAGAAAGGAAGACAUACCUUCCUAUAUACUAAGAGUUCAUACUUGUAGUGAAGUUACAUGGGCAAAACCAUCAGACUUAUUUUUAUAGAAAAGCUAUUGAGAAUAAUCUUUCUUAAAGUAUAUAUAUAUGCACUUUAGAUAUAUUGAUAUAGUUUGAGAAACUUUAUUAAAGUUAGUCAAGUGCCUGAGUUUUUAAUAUUGGACUUGAGUAUUUAUAUAUUGUGCAUUGACUCUGUUGGAUACAAAAACACUGUAGGAGUGGGCGAUGUGUUCUAGCACCUUUGAGCAUUUACUUUAUGGAGAGUAUAUAAGUUAUUUAUACAGAAGGACAUCUAUUUUAUGUCAUUAUUUAGAAGAAUUGUGUGAAAUCAUGUAGUUGCAAAUAAAAAGUAGUUUGAGGCA